UCCUCCUUUCUUCCAUCUUUCACACUUCCUACAACAUUGCUUCUUCUUCUUCUUCUUCUUCUUCCUCUCUCCCUUCAUUUCCUUCCACUCAUAUUCUUCUUUCUUACUCUAUAUUCAAUUACUAUCUCUCCUUUUUUCUCACAUUCUUCACAAUUUCUGUGCUUCAUGCUCUUUUUUCAGCAUAGAAAACAAGCCUAGCUUGUAACUAUAACAGAUCUUCAAUAUUUUCUGAAAAAAUAAAAAUUACUAUUUUAAAUGCUACCCUUUUGUUUGUUUUGAUUAAUCCCCAGAAAAAAUUAGCACCCUUUUCUCUUGAUCUUAAAAAGUUUCCAUUUUCAAUGAAAAACUACACGUAUUUGAGAUUCUUAAAAAUUAUACCUUUUUAGGUAAUUUUUAGAUUAGUACUUACAUUUCCAAUUUUGAGACCUUUUGUUUUUAUCAUUGUCACAAUAAUUAAAAAAUUUAAGGUUUUUUUUUUAUUUUUUUUAUUUUUUAUAAUAGGUAAAUGUUAAGUACAUUAGUAUACUUUGUAUGUUAAUUAAGUGGUAUUAGUGAUGCCAGUUUUCAUUUUUAUAUGUAACUGUUUUUCCCAUAAUGCAAAUAAAAGGAAAAACAGCCCUUCAAUACCAAAGGAUUUAGAGGAGAAUGGUACUAACAAUUUGGUUGUGCCAGUGAGUUCAAAGAAACCAAUUAUUGUGGAUUCUAAGGUUACUACUAGUAGUUGUAAUGAAUCAAUUUCUGUGAAUGUGAUUUCUGAGUUACAAAGUAAUCAUGUUGGUCAAUCUAUUUUGGUUGAUUCUGAGGGGCAGAACAAUGAAUGCAACAUCGGUGAGUGUGAGAUCUUUAAGUAUUCUGAACUUGAAAAAGCUACAAACAACUUUGAUUCUAGUAGAGUACUUGGGAGUGGAGGCUAUGGAACAGUUUACUCUGGAACACUUAAAGAUGGGCGUCUUGUUGCAAUAAAGCGCUUGCAUGAAGACAAGUUCAUGAUCUUAAGGUUACAUGACAACAAACUUGAGGAAGAGAGACAAAGAAAGUUCAUCAAUGAAGUUGCAAUGUUAACUCGCUUGAGGCACGAAAAUCUGGUUCACCUGUACGGCUGCACCUCUCCUAAAACACGCGAACUACUUCUUGUGCAAGAAUACAUUCCCAAUGGAACCGUGGCUGAUCGUCUUCACAGAUACACCUUCCCGUGGUCUACUCGACUAAAUGUCGCUGUACAAACCGCUAGUGCACUGGCUUAUCUUCACGCGUCAAAUAUCAUACACCGUGAUGUGAAAACAUGUAAUAUUCUACUUGACAGAAGUUUGAAUGCUAAAGUUGCAGACUUUGGUUUGUCGCGCCUUGUUCCACACGGCGCUACACACAUUUCAACCAAUCCUGCAGGAACUCGAGGUUAUAUCGAUCCAGAAUAUAUUGAACUUGGUCAUCUUUCUGAUAAAAGUGAUGUAUACAGCUUUGGAGUGGUAUUGAUUGAGUUGAUAUCAUCUUUGCCUGCAUUUAGCAAAGAUGAAGAACAACCUUUUCUUUCGGAUUUCGCCAUGGAAAAACUCCUUGGAGGACAACUCGAAAAGGUUGUCGACCCAAAUCUUGGAUUUGGGUCAGACAAGUGGAUAAGUGAAACAAUAAGUGCAGUAUCAGAGCUGGCAUUUGGUUGUCUACAACCUCAAAGAAACAUGAGACCUUCCAUGGCUGAGGUUUUUAAUACUCUUGACAGCAUUAAUAGUGGAAGCUCUCAAAUUUCUCUUAAAUUGAGUUCAAAUCAUUGUUACAAUGCCACCAAAAUUCACAUUGUGUCGCGCUUGCCUGAUGAUUAUUUCGAGAAGAAAUAGCACAAAACUUUGUCCUGGUGGAUUGAAGGUGUGUUCAGUGACUGACAUAUGACAUUGACACGUUUGAUUACAUUUAAUCACUUUCAUUUUUAAAAAUUAUUAUUGGUGUUUAUGUAUCAACGUCAUGUCCGAUAUUUGUGUUUGUCUCAGUGUUUCAUGUAUUUCAUAGCUCAAUGCUCAUAAUAUUUGUGUUUCAUAAUUUCUUUGUUCAUGUAUUUCAUAGCUCUAUGCUCAUGUAUACUGAUUUCAACAUUUGUAUACUGCAAAUACCAAUUAUUAUGUAUGUUUUCAAUUAUUCUAUAGUUAUGUAACAAUUGCUAUUGGUAUAAUCUUAAAUAAAGAAUCAAAUGAUUAUGGUGCUGGAA
This is a messenger RNA of Cicer arietinum (chickpea), 2197 nucleotides long. RefSeq names its product LEAF RUST 10 DISEASE-RESISTANCE proteinUS RECEPTOR-LIKE PROTEIN KINASE-like 1.2. Gene Ontology annotation, biological process: protein phosphorylation. Gene Ontology annotation, molecular function: ATP binding; protein kinase activity. The record is from RefSeq and is a predicted model, not a curated record. Lineage: Eukaryota; Viridiplantae; Streptophyta; Magnoliopsida; Fabales; Fabaceae.